AAGCUAGGAGUGGGAGCAACUCGGUUCCGACCCAACGCACCAUGAAGUAGCGGUUGGGGACGGGGGGACAGAGUCGAUCAUCCGGUAUGUGAGGCAAGGCGAUACCGAAGUGAACGUGUAGUAAAGCUUUGGUCAAAGCAAUCGUAAAGUCUUGCGUGACGUGUGCCGACAAGGGACCUCCUUUGGUCUUUUGCGAUGCUUGGACACUGUGGUAGGCACGGCCAAAGGCCGGAAAUUGCCGUGAAAGCUCUUCGAAGUUUGGAGUGAUCAGUGCCUCGAACGAGACGGUAUUCACCGGGGAAUCUCGCUUACGUUUUGACAUGGUGCAAAAGGUGUUUACCGGUAGAGAAAGAACGAUCCAGAGAAAACCAUCCAAACGAGAAUAAUGUGGAGGUGCCCACCAUUUGACAACGAAGAUUACGAUGAAAACAUGGGUUGUCUGUCCGUCGUCGUAGACGUUCCCAGUGAUGUAACUGGAAAGGAGUAGCAGGAUCGACACGAGGUAUGACACGAAGGCAUAUUUUUGGGCAGACGAACGCACCAAGUCGUGUGGGCUGGUGAAUGAAAACAGUAACAGUGAAUCCGCUGUCCACAACGCUCCAUUGUUGUGUUUGCGUUCGAAAGGUUGCUCCAAAAUAAACUACGACGUUUGGUAUGUAUUGUCUCACGUCAGCUAAAACAAUUUCUCUCAAUGGACGAUCGUCUGUACAGUCAAGAUUGGCGUGACGAACAGGUCCCGCCAAUGCGUCGUCGUCGACGACGUACCGUCGUUCGAACAAAAUGUGUCGUUGGAAGAUUUCUAUUUCUUCCGGGUUCUUUGGCAGUCAUUUUUCGGUCAUCCCUGUAGUAGCAGCGGGAGCCAAAAUGCACACUGUGAGCGUAACGGCCCUUCCCGUACCAUAUACACAAAAAAUUGCGCUCCCGGCCGUUGCGUCGCAUCUCCACGCUCUCACUCUUGUACGCACGCCUGUUUUCCUGUCCAGGUGAUUAUCGUCCUUGACCGAGUGUUUCGGUCCACCAAGCCACUCCUCCCUUGUGUAGAUCGUGAGAUAUUUUCCCUAGUCAUCCAGGAAUAUCUUGUUUUGGAUCCGAUAAUGAGCGAUUCCAAGCCUGCCGCCGCCCCUACGAACAAAGCUCCCGCCCCUGCGGCGAAACGACCCACAAGCUCUACUUCCUUGGCACCGUUGGCAAAAUAUAAACUUGUUUUUCUAGGAGAUCAGUCGGUCGGAAAGACAUCGAUCAUUACGCGCUUUAUGUACGACAAUUUCGAUCGCCACUACCAAGCAACCAUUGGGAUCGACUUUCUCAGUAAGACCAUGUACUUGGAGGACCGAACGGUCCGGCUCCAGCUUUGGGACACCGCAGGGCAAGAAAGAUUCCGUUCCCUUAUUCCUUCCUAUAUUCGCGAUUCUAGUGUAGCGGUGGUGGUGUACGAUGUAUCCAACCGCUCGAGCUUCCUCAACACGGCAAAGUGGGUGGAAGACGUCCGCGCCGAACGAGGGAAUGACGUUGUCAUUUGCUUGGUAGGGAACAAGACCGAUCUCGGUAACGACAAAAGACAAGUCUCGACAGAGGAAGGAGAAGAGCGCGCGACGAAGGAUGGACUCUUGUUUAUGGAGUGUUCCGCCAAGGCCGGUUACAACGUUAAAUCGCUGUUCCGUAAGUUAGCGACGGCCUUGCCCGGCACGGCAGAUGCAGCCAACGGCAACGGUGCCAACGCGAACGCUAAUUCGGCAAAUUUGGUGGACAUUAAAUUGUCGGCUGCACCGGCGAACAUCGAUGAAGCCAAGUCGUGUGGAUGCUAGAGACAGCAAAGCCGACCUCUGUCUCUAUCCACGUUCACUGCCAACGUAAGCGAAACGAUAUGCUUCCGGUAUUCGUUGUCGAUCCCUCUUUGUAGUAGCCCCAAGCAGAUUUGUAUCGACUGUAGACCUCUUUUUUUAAGUU
This is a messenger RNA of Phaeodactylum tricornutum CCAP 1055/1, 1947 nucleotides long. RefSeq lists its product with no specific name. The coding region runs from base 1095 to 1805 and encodes 236 amino acids. The record is from RefSeq and is a predicted model, not a curated record. The transcript has a single exon. NCBI's taxonomy places the organism in Eukaryota, Bacillariophyta, Bacillariophyceae, Surirellales, Neidiaceae. Gene Ontology annotation, molecular function: GTP binding; GTPase activity.